Aedes aegypti (yellow fever mosquito) is the source of this 2804-nucleotide messenger RNA. RefSeq lists its product as uncharacterized. The transcript has 2 exons. The record is from RefSeq and is a predicted model, not a curated record. NCBI's taxonomy places the organism in Eukaryota, Metazoa, Arthropoda, Insecta, Diptera, Culicidae. Bases 1101 to 2420 code for a protein of 439 amino acids.
AAUCAAGUGAUUUGCUGCCAAAUGUAUUCUUAUUACUCUUGUUGUUGAUUCAAUCGAAGGUUUGCCUUGUCCCGUCACAAAAUGUGGAACCGUUGUCCAAGGUUACGUGAAUGAGUUAAAAAUCCACGUCAAGGAGUUCCACAAGUUGAACACCAGUGCCAAAAACUCUGUUCCGUUUAAAUGCCGGAUUUGUGGAUCGUGGCAUACUGUUUUCAAAAAUCUGAAGCACCAUAUAGUUCAGGCACAUCCACGAACUCCACUGAACGAAUCAACUAUCCCGGAAUCGAAUACGUUGUCUGACGUACAACCCGUCGAAUGUCCCGAAGAAGAGAUCUCAAUACUUAGCACUUCAGCGGAUUUCAAACAACGACUGGUGAAUACUGCUUCAGCCAUCGUAACCAGAUUCCGGUGUGAUGUAUCUCUCCCAGAGCAAAAAAUACAAAAUUUUAUGAAAUUUAGUUCAUAGCUACAGAAGAACUAUCAACUGUAUAUGGAAGGACUUUUUCAGAAAUUUGUAACUGACGUGGGAAUUCCUUUGGACGACCUCCGUGUAACUCGUGUGCUGGACAACAUGCAGGUGGAAGGACUGUUCGCUGAUGUUCGAACGCCUGAGCGGAAUCUGGACUAUCUUUGUGGGCAAGCAGAGGCAAAAGUUCCAGAGCCACGUGAAAUAAUACUGAAGAAGUCUAAAAUCAAGCGCAUUACUGGACACUGCGCUCUAAAAUCCUCAAAAAGCAGAUGGGCAAAUUUUGGUCCGAUGGUGAAAACAGUUGUAGUGCAUGAAAACAUGCACUACAUUUCAAUCAUUGAUGUCCUUGUGCUGAUUAUACAAAAUAAGCAGGCAAGGGAAAUGAUUUCUCAAGAAAAGAAGUCGGAAGAUGUAAAUGCCAGUUUUUUAGAUAGUAAGUUAUUUGAAAAAAAUCGAUUUUUUUCAAAGACAUCCCUUCGCAGUACGGUUAUCGCUGCAUAUUGACGAUGUGGAGUACUGCAACCCGCUUGGAUCCCGCCGAGGGAAACAAAAAAUUACUGUUAUUUCAUUUAAAAUUCAAAAUUUCGAUGAUAGAAUUAAUUCUGGAUUAGAUAGAGUUUACACGGUACUCAUGGUUCGAUCGCACUUAGUGAAAAAAUACGGAUUCAAGAAAAUACUGCAGCCCCUUAUAACGGAUCUAAUCCAGCUUCAAUCAGAAACAGGUAUUUUGAUCAGACUAGCGAAUGAAGAUAGUGAUUUUGUUCUACGUUCCACAAUUGUUCAUGUGUUGGGGGACACUGCUGCAGUUCACGAACUAUUCGAACUUAUGCCUGCCCAAUCAAACUUGUUCUGCAGAGCUUGCAAUAUUACAAGAGAAGAUCUACACAGUGGUAGUUAUGGAGCACAUUACCCAUUAAAAACUCGAGCAACCGUAAAUUCGUCCAUACAUGCGAUGGAAGAAAAAGCUACUACAUCGUCUAAGUGUGGCAUACUGCGUAGAUCUGCUUUGGAUUCGUUAAAAUAUUUCCAUUUCACGGAAAACGUGUCUUUUGAUCCUAUGCAUGAUGUCUUGGAGGGAUUGGUCGGUAUGGUCAUUAAAAGCAUACUUAAUCAUUUAAUCAAUGUUGCUAAGGUUAUAACCGACACAGAAAUCAACAGGAGAAUAACUAAUUUUGAAUAUGGAAUUGCAGAGACAAAUGAUAAGCCAUCGGGUAAUUUCUGUGCAAAAAAUUUAAAAACUAAAGGCAAUUUGAUAAACCAGUCCGCAUCACAAAGUUGGCUAUUAUUAAGAAUUUUUCCAUUUAUCACAUCAGACGUACUUCAACAAUUUCCCAACUUUUCAAAUUUAAUCCAAGAUUUGCUUUUAAUUACAUUUUACUCUUUUUCGACGAAUCUUACAACUGAAAUGCUAAACUGUUUUAAUAAUUCCAUACAAAGCUUUUAUGAACAUUUUCAACGAUCCUUUCCCAACAAAACGCCAAUCAAUAAGGUUCAUCAUAUAUCACAUUACGUAGAGGUAAUUAAACAGAACGGUCCAAUAGCAAAAAUGAGCUGUUUACAGUUUGAAGGGAAGUUUAAAGUUUCGAAAUCACAAGCAAAAACGUGCAGGAAUUUUAGAAAUUUAACCUUGAGCAUGGCGAAACGGAUUAACUUAAGGCAAAUUAAUGCAAUUAUUCAUCACGAAUAUAUGAUUGAUCAAGUGGUGGUGAAAUCCACUAUAUUAAUAGAAAAACAAUCUGUUGAUUAUGCAAUGCUAUUGUUCGACUUACCUGAACAUGUUACAUUUGUUAAACAUUUAACUUUGAACGGUACCAAUUUCAAACCAGGUAUUGUAAUUAAAAUUGAUACAUAUUCAGGACAAAACUAUGGCGUUUUGGAAGCGAUAAUUGAAAUGAACAUCGAAGGAAAAAAAAAACUAUUUUUGUAUUGUUCAGAUUUUGAAAAUUGUUGAAUUUGUUAAGCAUUUAAAUAGUUAUAAGGUGUCACUUACACAAAACACUACUAGAGUUUCAAUUGAAAGUGUGCAUAGUAAAAAAGUGUAUAGUCUAUGGAACCUUCAACAGACAGAACAAAAUGCUAAACAUUUAUACAUAAGUUUGAAGUAUUCUGACUAGGAAUGUAUUCGUAAGAUUUUGCAGAAGAUUGUAAUAACGAAUGUCAAUUAAAAAAAAAGUACUUUAAUCUGAAAAAAUAAGAAAUUACAUAGAACGGUUUUCAUUUCCAUUGUUUUUAAGCUUUUCACCGUUAUUUUUAGUGAUUUUUUCUGUUCAAAAUAAAAAAUAAUAUGAUUCGAAGAUGAUUGGCCUGUUUAUUUAGCUCCUAUACAAUUCGCAUA